This is a messenger RNA of Aspergillus calidoustus, 2064 nucleotides long. Lineage: Eukaryota; Fungi; Ascomycota; Eurotiomycetes; Eurotiales; Aspergillaceae. The record is from the annotation of a GenBank genome assembly.
AUGAGUUCCCCCCCGUCCGCUCCUUCUGGCGGUGACCGACGGAACGAUUCGCACCAGCAAGGCUCGGGGAGUACAUGGCACCCGGCAAGAGCAUGGCUUGAGGAAGAAGAGGAGCAGGACGAUGAUGAUGACAUGGACUUUGAACCUGAAUCCGAAGUCUCCGAAGAUAGAUUUGAUGAGGAAGAAUAUCCUGACCCCGGAGACGAGGAACCCGGCGGUCCUUUUGACUCUGAAUUACAUCUAGGCAACAUACAUAUUGAAUUCUCGAUGGACGAAAACGACCCGAACGGUGGAGACAACCCAGGGGGUAGGCCUACUCGAAUUUCUACAGCACAGCUAUUGAAUAUACUCGCUUCCGGUGGCUUGCGGCAAAUAUUCAGUUAUAAUGGAUUCACUCCGGGUGCUCCCGGUGCUCGAUUUCUCGACGAGGACGAUUAUGACGAAGACGAACCGGUAUAUGGAUAUCUUGGAAGCGGGCGAGUUCCAAGACGACGGUCCGGUCCUCCUCAAUACCCAAAGGUGCCGAGCGAUGAGGGUAUGAAGUUGAUGAGGUCUGGGAUAUUUGGCUCGGAUCCCAGCUACAACGAUGAACGGAUGAAACGCAAGAAAUCGCUUGCAGAAAAGAUAAUGUGGCGAGAGUUAGGCCUCGAUGGCCUGCGCAGCAAUAAAACUCGGUCGGUAGCACAGGACCUCAUUCCCGGUACAACGGCCGAUAAAAUUAUACACUACGACGCAAAAUGUUACUCUGGACAAUUCUCCGAUGACGGCAACUUCUUCUUCUCGUGCGCUCAAGACUUCAAAGUGCGAAUGUACGACACUUCAAACCCGUUUGAGUGGAAAUACUACAAGACGGUUGACUACCCUUUCGGCUCGUGGACAAUUACCGACGCAACUCUGAGUCCAGAUAAUAAGUUUCUGGCAUAUAGCUCGCUUCGCAAUCUUGUGUGUCUAGCAUCGACAGACCCAGCGGAUUCGUCGGAUCCAACUGUGCUGGACCUAGCUUCUACGCCUGAAGGUAGAGUAGGGCGUGAUUUUUUCGGACGAUCAGGGUUCCCAGUUUGGUCUGUCCGAUUCUCGGGGGAUGGGCGUGAGAUUGUUGCCGGUACUGGAGACCACUCCGUGAUUGUGUACGAUCUCGAAACGAGGCAGUCCGUCCUUCGAAUACGGAACCACGAAGAUGACGUGAAUGCAGUCUGCUUUGGCGACAAAUCUUCACCUCACAUUCUCUACUCUGGAUCCGAUGACAGCACUGUUCGCGUUUGGGACAGGAGAUCAAUGGCCGACAGGCGGGAAGCUGGUGUAUUUGUGGGCCACACCGAAGGGCUAACAUAUGUCGACAGCAAGGGUGACGGUCGAUAUGUCCUGUCCAACAGCAAGGACCAGACCAUGAAGCUGUGGGACUUGCGGAAAAUGAUGUCCACUGCCAAGUUUGACACGCUCGAUGCAACCAGCUAUGGCACCGGAUUCGAUUAUAGGUUUGACCCAUUCCCAGGAGAGUACUACUAUCCGCAUCCACACGACUGUUCCGUCGUCACGUUCCGAGGCCACAGGGUUCUCAGGACCUUGAUUAGAUGCCACUUUUCUCCGCCCGGCAGCACAGACUCUCGAUAUGUGUACAGUGGCAGUGAGGACGGAAAAAUAUAUGUGUAUAAUAUUGAUGCGACUUUGGCGGGAACGAUCGAUGUUCAGAAAGCGACGAAUCACUCACGGCCCCAUAAACGUCACGGCGCCAGACUUGGUGACAACCAGUGGAAGACUUGUGUACGUGAUGCGAGCUGGCAUCCCAAUGCCCCGGUCCUGGCUGGUAAGUUGUGCCUGGUCUAUUCUGUGAGAAGCUGUCUGACUUUCCAAGCCACAUCAUGGAAUGGUUGGGGCUAUUCAACAGGCACAUGCACGUUGCAUGCUUGGAACAACAACUCCUCGCGCGAUGAAGGCGAUAACCCGUACAUAGGAGAUAGCUUUGACCCGCAGCUGAAACCGGUUCCGGAGCUGAUGAGGCAAGCUGAACGCGAACAGAAUUGGGAGAACGAGAUGGCCUGGGAUGAAUGGGAGGCAGGUCUUUGA